AUGCCUUUGAAUAUUGAUUUAAAACAGCAUUGUUAUGAUUCAUUAAGUGAGCACUCAUUAGAGUUAACUGGCCCUCGUCAAUUUUAUCGCUUUAUGUGGGAGUCGGCAUGCUUCUUAUCUUCAUGUUUGCUGUUGGAUGAUUUUUUGUCACCCAAAGCUCUUGUUGAUGGUAGCUUUGCGUGGGGGAUGAUUCACAUCACUCGAGCUCACCCACAAUUACUUAAGACUUUAAAAGUUUGUUGUUUGUUAAAGUUUUCAGAAUUUCCAUCACAAACAAAUCUAUUCAUUAUUUUCGGCUGUGUUAAUGAUAUUUUGUAUCUUAGCAGGCUAACUGAUUCAAAAGAAAUUGAUUCGGAUUAA
Messenger RNA from Clunio marinus, 360 nucleotides. The record is from the annotation of a GenBank genome assembly. NCBI's taxonomy places the organism in Eukaryota, Metazoa, Arthropoda, Insecta, Diptera, Chironomidae.